This is a messenger RNA of Stylophora pistillata, 3988 nucleotides long. RefSeq names its product transmembrane channel-like protein 3. The record is from RefSeq and is a predicted model, not a curated record. Gene Ontology annotation, molecular function: mechanosensitive monoatomic ion channel activity. NCBI's taxonomy places the organism in Eukaryota, Metazoa, Cnidaria, Anthozoa, Scleractinia, Pocilloporidae. Gene Ontology annotation, cellular component: plasma membrane.
AAACGUAGGUAGUGAUGAAAGCCAUAUUUUAAAAAAAGCAAGCAAAACUUUUCAUGAUAAAUUCUAAGAUGUCGUCAAAUACCGUAUACAACCGUGAUUCCAGUUGUUGAACAGAUUCAGACACAAAAUUGAGUUGUACAAAGCCGAACAACAAGAUUUAGAUGAUCUCCUAAACAAAAGUUACAGGCCUACAACUGACGGAAUAGAAACAGACAGUUUAUCAGAGGUAUCAAAAUGUAUACCCGAGCAACGAAUGGUUUAUCUAAGCCAGUUGCACAGACUGAUAGUGUCCCGGCAUUUUGAUUACUACAUUUCAUCGAUCGUGGCCUCAUUGAUUUAAUUGUUCUCCUGAAGUCUUUAAAGAACAAAACAAAAUUGGCCAAGAAAUGUCGGAUAUAUCGACAAAUGGCAACAGGACAUCCGAAGAAAUAAGAGGUCCGGAGGAAGAUGCAAGGUUAGAAAUGUGUGAAAUUAAUGCAAGGACUUCACUGACAAAUACCCCAGAGGAGCCCAAAGAAAGCAAUUCUCCGUCAAGAUCCCACUGGCUUAGGAAACGAUCUCCAACUUCAGCUGCUAGCGAAAAGCCGAUAUCAAUCGAGAAUAACUGCGAGCCGUCAGUCUCAACAUUAAGUGAGGUGCCCAAUAAGACGCCAACAGAGGAGGUGUUUACAGAUGUAUUUGAGAACAUUCAGCUACAAUUAGACGUUAUUAAGGGUAUAAAAGAAAAGCCAUGGACUAUGGACAAGAAAUUACAAAUUCUCAGAAACGCCAAACACUACGUCGAACAGCAUUCAGGGGAUCUAAACAGACUGCAGCAUUUAAAAGAGUCUCGGAUAAGGCUUUUUCGACAAGUGAAAAGACAAUUCCAAAACUUCAUUGUGUUCUUCAUUCCAUGGGAGAAGAGGAUAAAAAAUAUUCAAGGACAUUUUGGGGCUGGCAUCGGUUCCUUCUUUCUGUUUUUACGUUCUUUGACGUGGAUCAACUUUAUUCUGUUAACCUUUAUAACGAUCUUCGUUAUAGCUCCACAGCUCAUGAGUCCUUCGACAGCUUUGAGUAUUCCUGAGAAUGAGAAACACACAGCACAGCGCCUUACAGCAGUUCUUGAUGCCAAGGGAUAUCUGGAGUACUCCUUUUUAUUUUACGGCUAUUAUGGAAAUGAAAAUAUCCAGGUGGGCGUGAUCGAGUAUCCCUUACCGGUGGCCUACUUCGCGGUUUUCAUGGGCAUUUAUCUCUUCAGUAUCAUCACUGUACUCCGAGCUAUCACUCACGAACAGAGUCAGGUGAAGUCUUCAGGUCAAAAUGAUCAAUAUCCAUUCGGCUGGCGUGUGUUUUCAGCCUGGGAUUUUCUUAUCACGGAGCGAGAAACUGCGGAAAAUAAAUUAGCCUCGCUUACUACUGCUAUUAAAGAGCAAAUGGUUGAGGCAGUAGAAAAAGGGAAAACUAUAAAUAAAAAAUCCCUUAUCGCGCUCCGUGUAUGUGCAAACAUGCUGGUUCUGGGCGUGUUAAGCGCAAGUGCGUACUUGAUAUACCUAGUAGUGAAGCGUUCAGAUGACAGAGACAAGGAAGGAAGAUCACCCACUGUGUUAGAGCAGUACGAGAUAUCUCUCGCCAUUACGGGCAUGAAUGCUGUGUGUCCUGUAUUCUUCAAAUUGAUUUCCAUGAUGGAGCAGUAUCAUCCAAGAGUUGCUCUUUAUUGGGAGCUCACAAGAAUUAUGUUCAUGUAUCUUGGAAAUAUGUACGUACUGGUUAUAUCUCUCCUCAAUAAAAUAAAUCAGUCAAAAGGAACUGCCUCUGACGUCUCACCAACCAGUGGUGUGAUAAACUCGACCGCCACUCCUGUAACCACAUUUAAAACAAACACCACAGUAGGCUCACUGUGCUGGGAGACUACUGUGGGUCAGGAGCUGUUUAAAUUAACAAUUAUUGACUUAGUAGCCCUGGUAUUCAGUGUGUUGACGGGUGACUUGUUUGUAUCACUCACUGUCCGAUUUCUCAACUGUUUUCAAGGCCGACUCUUAGAUCUUGAAAAAAUCUUAGGUUAUCCCGAGUUCAAACUUGCGGAAAAUGUAUUACAACUUAUUAACAGCCAGGGACUAAUCUGGAUGGGUCUGGUGUUCUCUCCAGGGCUUAUUAUGCUAAACAUCCUCAAGCUAGUCAUCAUCAUGUACCUUAGGAGCUGGGCAGUGAUGGUUACUAACGUCCCUCCGAUGAGGAUCUUUAAGGCGUCUCAGCGGUUCUACUUGGUUCUUCUUCUCGUUAUGCUGUUUCUGUGUAUGUUAGCUGUAGGAUAUGCUGCUGUGGAGAUAGAACCUUCAAAAUGGUGCGGUCCUUUCAGGGGCAAACCUAACAUGUACCGGGUACUUACAGAAUCUAUUGACAAUGGUCCCGCCCUGCUGGACACAAUAGUUGACUACCUGAGUGGCCCAAGUGUCGUGAUCCCAGCGUUCAUAUUGAUGUCAAUCGCAAUCUAUUACUAUAGGUCUGAAGCAAAUUACUUGAGGAGAUCCAAUCGUGAGCUCGGGUUGCAGUUACAAUACGAGAGGACGGAGGACAGAAAGAAAAUAUUCAAAAGUCCUUCUGAGCGCUACAGUAAUAAUCCUGAAGAAGAGAAAGUCCCAGGUCUUCCCGGUGGCCAACCGCGUUAUUCAAAAACGAAAAUCAGAAAUAAAUCUCGUCAGGUUUCUGAUAACAGAACAAAUGAUAUCAAGGAUCGUGAGCUACCGCGGACAGUGGUGAAGAAAUCGUCCCAGAUGAAACAAGUGCGGCGGCACGAGGAUAUGGUCCCUAUUGUCACAUGCGAUGGAGUUAUAGAGGAGACUAGUACCGAUAGUGUCAUAAAUAGUACCCAGGACCACCGGGAGGUAAAAGUGAUUAUUCACCGGACGAGUAGUUCUAGUUCUUCAUCUGCCUCAAGUGUUAGAUCCGUUGACCAGCGGAUCACAAUUCCAAGAAAGAAACACCUGCGGUCACGUGAUCACGUUCACGAGAGUCAGAGAAAUCAGAAUAACAUAGAAAACACCGAAAGUGAAAUACAAAAUAUUGAGAGGAAUAGUACUAGUUGUUCUAUUCAGGAAAGUUCGCAUUGCGAAGAAUCGAUAGCGUUACAAGUUACAGCUGUCGAUAAUGAGGCGAAGAACAAUGGACAAGUCUGCAAAACGAGCCAACAGACUAUCAAAGAGGGUGGUUCAUUGGCAGCCAUGUUUGAUUCUUAGAAUACGAAUGUUACAAAUACUCAUCUUACUGUGGUCAAUAAGAACCAGCUUUUUAUCCAGUUUUUUUCUUCAUCACUACCAGUAAAACAGCCAGUAAACAUAGAGGAAUUAUGUUUAUUGAUAGCGUAGAAGAGUGUCAGAACCUCGAUUUUCAUCCCGGUUUCAACGUCUGAAAAAGCUAACUAAAUCAAUACACAUGCUGGGUGAAUGACACGCUGACUUUAUUGAUAUAAUCUAUAAAACUCAAGCAAGUUACAAAUAAAACCUGUUGUAAAUGAAUGUGCAUAAAAACAUUCAUGAAUGAAAACCAAACUCUUUGUUACGUCUAGUAUGUAUAUAAACCUUUUUUUAGUCUCUAAUUAAUCGCAAUUAACACGCUCUGCUUAAAAUUAUUGAUGCUGUAGCAAUAAACUCUCAAGAAACAACAUAUUAAAAAGAUCACUCUGUGAAACUUGGCUAUUGAAAAUGAACUACUGCCGUCGCUUGAUUCCAAAAUUUUUUUAAUUCCAAAUUAAAAUACAGGGGUAUGAAACUUGGUAAAAAAACAUUCUUGUUGAAAAACGAGGACCUAUAUACCUAAUCAAAGAUUCUGGAUACUAAAUUUGAUUUAUAUAGAGCCACUCCUGUCAAAGAAAAGCUGAAUCACAUGGAUAAAUUGCUCAAAAAGGAGUGUUUUCCUAUGUGUGUUACUGAUCCAAAGGAAGAGGAAAUGAGGGAGUGGGGAGGGAGGGGAGGGAGGGGAGGGGAGGCGAAGAACGAGGCCCUUUGUCUAGUGU